ACGCGCGGGGGCAUUCGGUGGAUGUUUCAAUAUCGUACAGCCGGCACAGGCUUGGAUAUCGGAGCGGGUGCGCGCUGUAAGCUUCGAAAAGGCGAAAUAUUGCGUACGCCCGUUUUCAGCGCAUUCGACGUGGAAGAUGCGAAAGCUCACCGAUUCGGAGAUAAUGCAGAUCCAGGACGGUAUGGCCGUCAUGUCUCCGCUUGUCGGUGACUAUUCGGGUGACCGGCACCAGCUGUACAAGCUUGUCACGCUGUCGCUGGCUUCGGCGGGCUCCUUCGUGCUGCUGCUGGUCAUCUUCCCGCUGCUGGUGCGUACCACAGGUCACCGGUCGGAAGAGUCCUGGUACGCGCCCGCUGACGCCGGUGACACGAACUCCUCGUUCGGCAAUGGGCUGCGUCGCUCACUCGACUACGCGGCCGCCAAGCCCUGCGACGACUUUUACGCGUUCGUAUGCGGCCAUUGGCCCCGUGCGUUCCCGAGGCUGGCGCACCAGUUCCACCUGCUCGACAACCGCGUCAGGGUGGCGGCGCUGAGGCGCGUCGCGGCGCUCGCUUGGGGCGCCGUCAACAUGACGGUGACCGAGAAGGUGGGCCGCGCUCUGGUCACCUGCCUGGGCGAGCACGAGUCCGAGCACGACCACAGCAACGUGGUGGCACAGCUGCUGCACUCGCUGGGCAUCGACUGGCCUUCGCUGAGGCUGGUUGCCGACCGGACGCGCACCUUCAACUUCCUCCAGGUCUUCCUCACGCUGUCGCAGAACAUGGGUCUGCCCCUCUUCUUCCAGUUUCUUCCCGAGCUGGACCUUCGACGUCCCAACCGGACGGUGCUGACGCUGUCGCCGGGCUGGCUGCCGGCGUCACUGGCCGACAAACGGAGCGUCUCCAGUGCGUUGUUCCUCGCCGCUGUAUACGGCCGCGACGACCUGUCUCAGCGGCUCGAGCGCGUGUACCAGCGCGUGGCGCUGGCCGCGGCAGCCCUCCACCAGAGCUCGCAGCACCAGGCGCCUUUUUACACCACGGUGGAAGGCGUGGGCAGCUUCAGCAGGCACCUGCCGUCUGCCAAAGUUCUGCUGGCCAUGAUCAAUCUCAACUUCCGGAAAAAGAACCAGGUUACCCUGACGGAUGACGUCUACGUUACUGGCGGUGGUAAGUCGGCGUUCCGGUUGGCAGCCAUGUUUGCAGCCGAAGUGGCCUCCGAUGACGCCGAGGCUGCUGGAGCCUUCGUGAGCACGUUGCUUUUGCGACAUCUUGCCGUGCCUUCCUCCGCCAAGCUGUCUUCCAUGCUGCAGAUGUCGAAGUACAGGUGUUUCGAGCUGGUGCAAGACGUGGCUCCGCACGCUAUGUCUCUGUUUCUGGCAGAAGGCAUCGUUCCAAUGUCAAAUAUAGAUAUAGUUCAUUCCGUUAUUGGCAACAUACGCAAGGUGUUGGAAGCAAGUCUUGCUAUACUUCCAGAAGCAGAAAGAAAGAAUACUUCGGCGAAACUCCAUGGGAUUGAAGACGUUGUUCUGGUGCCCGAUGACUUGUACGACGAGGCUCUCCUCGAGCGGCACUACGCGUCGCUACCCGUCUUCCGGUCGCCCUUCGUGCGCUCGUACCUGUCCGCGCUCAGGGGGCGUGCCGACCGGGCCAAGGCGUCGCUGCACCGUCGGGUAUCGACGGCGCGCCGCAUGUCACAUCGGCUGCCCAUGCUGGCAGCGAAACCACUGCUGCUUCCUUUCUACAGCCUGCUGUUCGUGCCCGUCGCGUCAAUGUUGCCACCAAUCGUGGUGCGCGAAUCACCGGAAGCGACAUACGCGGCCCUGGGUCACCUCGUGGCUCGCGAGCUCGUCUCCGCGUUGCAUCUAUCAGCUUCGGACGCGGAUCGCAAUGGCCUUUUAGUCAACCGGCGUUUCGCUGCGGCGGUAUCCUACACCAUCACUUGCCUCCACCGGUCGUCGUCGUCGUCGCCAUCUCAGACGCGCCGUCAAGUAGGAGCGCUAGCGUACCAAAGAAUUGAAGAGGUGUACGCGGACGUUGUGGGUCUGCAAGCGGCGAUGCGCGCGCUCCGCGCGGCGACUCCGAGCUACAGGCCGCUGAAGAAUGCAGCGGUGUUUCAGAACUGGACAAGUGCGCAGCUUUUCUACCUGAGCGCCUGUUUCAAGUGGUGCGCUUUCGAUACCAACGAGGUGGAAGGCACCGUGGGCUCGCACCGCGAGCGCUGCAAUCUGCCCGUCGCCGAGGAGCCCGGUUUCCUGGCGGCCUUCAACUGCAGCGCCAAUUCGAAGAUGGCUCGCCAGCGCAAGGGAUGCUUCCGGCACGCCCUGUAGACCGCCCUUUCUAAACCCCGACUGACCCAAGGUUCACUCAUUAUUAACCGUAAUAACGAGAAAUAAAUGCGCAGAUACAUGCCCACAGGUGCGUCGCAAAAUAUGAGUCCGUGCUGG
Dermacentor albipictus is the source of this 2422-nucleotide messenger RNA. RefSeq names its product endothelin-converting enzyme 2-like. The record is from RefSeq and is a predicted model, not a curated record. Gene Ontology annotation, molecular function: metalloendopeptidase activity. Gene Ontology annotation, biological process: protein processing. Lineage: Eukaryota; Metazoa; Arthropoda; Arachnida; Ixodida; Ixodidae. Gene Ontology annotation, cellular component: plasma membrane.